CAGAAGCCUGGGACUGAUGUGAUUUUUCAUCGAGACACUCAGUAUAUAUGAGUAGGGUCGUGAAAUUCGAUUGAAUUAUUGCACAGGGCUUCCAUAUCUCUGAUAGCGUUGGCACCGGGGCGACGGAUCAUGCGUCGGUGCUUAGAUGUCGAGCGUCGAAUAUUUACGAGAUGUAGAUGACAAAGGAAUACAACGGAUGAAACUGGAAAGUAUAAAUUAAAUACGCGAACGAUAUCGUAUCAGUAAUGAACACGUGAGACUGCGAGGCGCAUACACUUCCGUAACUCCAAAUGAGGAUAAUCGAAAACUUUCUUCGCGUGUGGCCACAAUGGACCGUUUGCAUAACAGUGACUCUGUUGGGUGUCGAUCUCGGACUGGUCGUCGGUUGGACGUCGCCCUAUCUAGCUAAACUGACCAACAACGAAUCCGUGUUGCAAAUAACGAAUGAUGAAGCAUCAUGGGUAGUUUCCUUGGUUCCGUUCGGGCGACUCUUCGGUGCCGUUAUCGGUUCCAUGGCGAUGGAAUAUUACGGUAGCAAGAAGUCCCUAUUAGCUACGGGACUAUCUCUCAUAAUAGGCUGGAUUGGCAUAAUAUUCGCCAAUUCUGCUGCUUGGUUAUACGUGUCAAGAUUCUCUUCUGGGAUAUCACUGGGAAUGUUUUACAGCUGCUUCGCCCUUUACAUGGGUGAAAUAGCAUCGCCUAAUAUACGCGGAGCUCUGGUCAGCACAAUUAUAAAUGGAUUACCGUUGGGGACAUUAAUCGGGAACAUAAUGGGUCCUUACAUGUCGAUGAUGUGUUUCGGGAUCAUAAGCCUAGUUGUGAACGUCUGCUUUAUAGUGGUAUUCCCGUUUCUCCCACAGUCGCCGCAUUAUUACGUGCGCCGGGAGAACUCGGUGGAGGCAAAAAAGGCAAUACAGUGGUAUCAGAGAAAAUCAAACGUGAACGUGGAGUUAGAAAUGAUAGAAGAUUUCGUGCGAUCCUCUAAGUCUUUGAACUUUCGCGACAAACUGCGCCAAAUCGUACAAAAGAAAAACAGACGCGUGUUCUCGAUAAUCAUAUUUCUGUUCAUUUUCAUGCAAAUGAGCGGAAUGAACACCAUCGUAUUCUAUAUGGAGAUCAUCGUCAGAAACGCGAAGGUGACGUCGAUCGACCCGGCCGCCGUUGUCAUGAUCUCUAACGCGAUAGGUAUAGUCGUCGGCUGGAUCAGCGUCUAUUGCAUCGAUCGUUGCGGCCGGAGGAUUCUCCUAGCGGUGUCUAGCGCGUGUUUGGUCCUCGCGACGCUGCUUCUGGGAUUGCAUUUCAUGCUGCUUGAUCUAAAUUACGAUCCGAAAAAUUUCGAAUGGCUACCCAUUCUGGCGAUGAUACUUUACAUGUUGAUGUUCAUCGGUUUGGUACCAGUACCGAGCACGUUGCUCAGCGAGAUGUUUCCGGAUGAUUUAAAGAGCAUCGCGGGAUUCACGGCCGGCAUCUCUUCUGGCUUGUUCGCGUUCAUUUCUAGCCGAACUUAUCAACCAAUGGUCGAUCUUAUGUCCGAGAAAUACGUGUUCUGGUUGUACGCAAUAAUCAUGACCGUGUGCUUCUUUUAUUGUCUCAUAGCCGUGCCGGAAACCAAAGGAAAAACGUUGCAGGAAAUACAAGAUAUGCUGGCUGCGAUGGACGAGCAAGAGAAACCAAAUUUGGAGACAAAAACCAAAUGCGAUAGCAAACAUUAAGAUGCAAUUAAUGUAUUGUAAGAAAUCAACGAUCUCAUUAACUAUUAAAUAAAUGUUCUAUAAAUA
Ceratina calcarata is the source of this 1778-nucleotide messenger RNA. Its product is annotated as facilitated trehalose transporter Tret1-like. Gene Ontology annotation, biological process: transmembrane transport. The coding region runs from base 291 to 1712 and encodes 473 amino acids. Lineage: Eukaryota; Metazoa; Arthropoda; Insecta; Hymenoptera; Apidae. Gene Ontology annotation, molecular function: transmembrane transporter activity. The record is from RefSeq and is a predicted model, not a curated record. Gene Ontology annotation, cellular component: membrane. The transcript is spliced from 6 exons.